Lecanosticta acicola is the source of this 4320-nucleotide messenger RNA. NCBI's taxonomy places the organism in Eukaryota, Fungi, Ascomycota, Dothideomycetes, Mycosphaerellales, Mycosphaerellaceae. The record is from the annotation of a GenBank genome assembly.
AUGCUGGCAUCGCGAAAUGCCAUUACGCGCCAGACCACGAAUCAAGCGUAUGUUUGUCUCAGCUGCAGACUCCGAUCCCACAAACGGCAGAGACACGAUGGCGGCGAGCCGGCAAGAGGGCAGACCACGGGCGAGACGGCAGAGCAGCGUGCAGGCUCGUCAGCGCCGGACAGUAGCAAGGGUAGAAGACGCAACGAUAUGAGAGUAGUAUUCAGGUCAUCGGAGCCUCGCGACGGAAAGAAAGGGCACAUUACAGAAUGUCCUCAAUUUUCUCAAUUGUUCCCAAGGGGAACCGGAACCGGAACCUAUCCGCCAACCGUACACAGCGAGUUUGAAGAUACCGCUUUCCCUGACGACGCAUGGACGGGUAUCUUGAACAACGCCAUCGACGGGCAUCUCCAGAAGGCUGCCGAGGCCAAGGAUUUCGAGGCCGAAGACACAAUGAGGGUGCGGGACAACCGACCUGAGGGACCGACAACGGCGGAACAGUUGUUUUCAUACAGGCCAUUCUCGAGUGAUGAUUGGCUAAAUGAAAUCGAUCAAGGCAACCUUCGGCAAAGGCACAGUGUGAAGCCUUCAGGCACCAAUCAACGUUGCCCGGAUUCUCUGAGUUCUCCUGCGGACUCUCCGGCCACGAGUAAGUCUGGAAUCCCCGAAGAGCACACGUUGAGCACGAGGCAUCCCACAGUCGAAUACUACGACUGGCUCACGCCCAGAAAAUACCAAUCCCUCACAGUCAGGAAGUUCGAAUCCUUGGGAACUAUACCAGAAUAUAGGGCGACGUAUGAGUUGGACCCCUCUACAGACCAUCCGCUAUCUUUCCGGAAAGUCGUAGUAGACCAACGGAGCGCCGCGGAGUCUCGAUCAGGAAGUGCCGAUACGGGUGAGCAGGAGGCGAGAAGCGUAGAAGGGCCAGGAAGCUGGUCUUCGGGUAAACCUGAGCCUCUCAUAGAACCCGAACAGAAAUGGCCGACAGGAGUGCAGCCAGGAAAUGCGACCAUGGAUGAUCUCGAUGCUGCGACAAAGCAGAGACUGGUCUCACGCGAGUCGGGCUCGUCGGCUCAAGGCCAUCACCAGCUGAGUACGUCGUUGGCGAGAAGCCCUUCAAAGUCGCGGUCUCCUUCUCCGUAUUCUGAGGGAUAUUUGUGGCAGAGGAGGGCAGCUUCCGGCACCUCCCGGACAGGUACGCCCCACAAUCAUGGAUUCAGUAGUACUCAAGCUCGAAUGUUCCACGCUCGUUCAGGUUAUGCACAGCAUGCAGUGGCAGUUGCCGAGCCCGACCCGGACAUACCGCCCCCCGUCUCCCACACGCCUGAUGGAGCAUCUGGCGGAAUUCGUGCUCACCUCCGUCAGUGGCAAGAAUUGCACGGACGUGAGGAUCCUAUCGUUGAAUUCUCUCAAGACAGCGAUGAAGUCGAUUGGGACGCGCCUGUCAAUAACCUCACUCGCUUACCCGACGAAAAUAUGCUUCGCAAACACGAAAGAGAGGAGGAAGAAAAGGCGGCAUGGGAACGUUUCACAGACUCCGGAAAAGAAGGGUUCGACGGAUCGGUGGUUGAUGAUGCCCGCUUCUUGAAGAUGGGCGAUCUCGUGGAGCUGGAGAAUCCCAAAAGCGAACGCGAAAGCGUUUUGGCCGUUUACGUGCAGAAAAUGCAAAACGGAGAGCACCAAUCCUACACCAUACAUGGACGCUGGGUCCACCAUGGGCAGAAUUUCGUACAGUACUGUAUCCCUGGUUGGGUCAGUCCCAAGCUUGUCGAGCCUCUAAGGAAAUACCUGCCUAGUCCUGACGAACCAGAUUUGCAAGCCGUACAGGACCGAGCUCUAGUAGAGGACAUGUCCGUUCCUCGAGACGUCGCUGCGCCUCUAGUCAGCCGACUGGUUCAAUUUUAUAACGAGAGUCAGGACAUCUAUCGUCGACAUGCUUCGACUCUAGACGAUGCCCACAAUAUUCUUGCGCAUGAAACUGACCUUCGCUAUGGUUCGCUGGUGUUUGCGGCGUCGACACUGCUGAAGAUUCCAAGCGACAAGGUUCCGCUUACCGCUCUUUAUACCGUCCGCAAAGCGCUGAGCAAUGGUGGUUUUGCAUUCAACAUUGAUCGACGUUCACAUCGUUUGACGGGCUACAUGCAGAUCCGGAGCAAAGAUCAAGUUAGGAUGGUUGAGCACGUGCGCAACUGGUUGCGGCAAUGGCAAGAUGACCUUGCUAAAACUGCUGGAAUGACCGCGAAGCAGUUGAGAAGCCAUCGACCAACGGAGGGAGCAAAUCGUGUACACGAGUUCAUUCGAAAAGCCCGGAGCAUUGUCACAGAGAAUCGCAAGGACCGGCAGCUGACGAAUCUCGGCAAUGUCAGCCCGAGCAAGGUCCGCUUGCCCAUUACGCCCCACAAUGACAGUGUUAGGUACACGCUUGACACUCAGUUCACUGAAGAUGAAAGUGAAAUUCUGCGAUUCAUUGAGGGCUGGUGUUGCAGCUCCAUGUUCGUUGGCCUUCCGCGCUUGGAGAGUCUGCCGCCUUUGCUGCUCCAAGGCACAGGCCUAUACGAUGACAUGGACGCUGUAGGGCCCACAAUUGGGUUCAUUUUUCUUCAAGAAAUCGGUACGAUCAUGCCAUAUGAGAACCGAAUCCGCUUUGACCAGCACCUACUCUUGCCUAGCUCACAGCAUAGCAAACCACUGCAGAAAUUGAUGUUCAAUCUGCUGAAAAUGCGAGACAAUCAUGACUUCUCGGAUACCAUGGCUGGCCUCCGGCAUGAUUGGAAAGACAUGCCCGUCUACUGCAUAGACGAUGCUGGAGCGCAGGAGAUAGAUGACGGCAUCUCAAUUGAGCCUGCCGGUGUUGAUUCCGAUGGCAGAGAGCAACACUGGGUACACGUUCACGUCGCGAAUCCAACCGCGUUCUUCUCGCGCGAUCAUCCACUUGCCAAAAUGGCUCGACACAUGGGAGAGACGAUCUACAUGCCGGAGCGAACAUAUAUGAUGCUGCCAAGAUGGGCCUCGCACGAACACUUCUCCCUCGCCAAUAAUAGACCGUGUUUAACAAUUUCUGCCAAAUUGACUGCGGAAGGUGAGCUUAUAGAGCACAAGAUCACACCCGGUAUCAUCAGAAACACCAUUCGGCUGGUUCCCAGCGAGGUGGAGCAGCUGGUCGGUGCAGACACAUCCAACCGCGCUCCACAGCGGGUGUACACGGUAGGAGGGACUCCGCCUCCUCUCGGUAACAGGACAUCUUCACUUCAAAGUAUGGAAAAGCAAAACGUCGAAGAUCUAAAGAGGCUGUUGGACCUGGGAAACAAAAGAGCUACAAUGAGACAGGCGGCGGGAGGUUUCCAUUUGAACUCUGGAGCGGCCAAAGUUGGCGUUUGGCAGAGCUGGAAUUUCCCUGGACUUGCUUGGGAUAAUCCCUACCGCAAGGGAUCUCGUAAAGUCGAAGGUGACCCGAUCAUUUCAAUCACAACCUCAGGCCUGCAGAACUGGUUUGAUAAUAGCACAACUUCUCCCGGGAGCCUCAUGGUUCGUGAAGCCAUGAUACUUGCCUCUGAGACCGCCGCAACCUGGUGUGCUGAGCGGCGCAUACCGAUUCUCUACAGAGGAACUAUUCAAGAUCCCGGCGAGCACCGCACGCCCGAAGCGUUCUGGGCGGAGUCCAUGGCUCCCUCAAAGCGGGAGGACGGAAGUUAUCCGAUGCAUCUCGGUGUGCAAUACCUACAGCUUCUGGGGCGCACUGCCUUGCGUACCGAUCCCAUUGGGCACAGACCGAUGGGUCUCAAGUGCUACAGCAAAGCCACCUCGCCCCUCCGUCGAUACGGUGACAUGAUUCUGCACUGGCAAAUCGAAGCGGCGCUCCGAGAAGAAGCGGAGACAGGCAAGAGUCUCAUCGCCUCUGCACACGAAAAGGUCAAUCGAUCCUUUCUUCCCUUUUCCGCCCCAGUGCUCGAUACCAUCAUUCUCGGCCUGCAGCCGCGCGAGCUCAUCAUCCAGCGCGCCAAACAGUACUCCGAACAAUUCUGGACGGCAAUGUUCUUCUUCCGGAAACAUCAUUACCACGAAGACGGAGUGCUGCCUUUUGGAACCGAAGAGAAUCCCAUGCACGUCAUCAUCUAUUCUCCGGGUGCUAUAGGUCAAGUUCGUGUGGCAGGUAUCAAUCUGGAGAUGAAUUGUAGUGUUACUUUGACGAGGCCGGAUUUGGUGGGAUUCAAGGAGCCUGUCAUGGCGGGUGACGUGUGGGCAGUCGCGAUUGAUAAGGUGGAAAUGUACCACAGGAUGAUUCUAUGUCGGCCUCUGAGGCUGGUCGGAAGAGCGGGUGCUGGAAUUCUGUGA